Gregarina niphandrodes is the source of this 1836-nucleotide messenger RNA. RefSeq lists its product as hypothetical. The transcript is spliced from 3 exons. Bases 1 to 1836 code for a protein of 611 amino acids. Lineage: Eukaryota; Apicomplexa; Conoidasida; Eugregarinorida; Gregarinidae. The record is from RefSeq and is a predicted model, not a curated record.
AUGGCUGCAUAUGACUUUGAGAAAGAGAUUGACUUGAGACUAGGUUCUGGUGGGUGCGUUUCGGGCAGGGUGUGCCAGGGGGGUCGCAGCAUGGAUCAGAAAGCGUUGCUUCUGGACGGAAUAGUAGUAAAAGACGGCCACGUCGAAGUCGAUUUGCGAGCUAUCCGGGACAGAGAUCUCCUAAAACAAAAUGUAUUGACCCUCUCGGACAUGCUGACAGCUUUGGUGUAUUCCUUGAUGGUGGAGUACUCACAAGGACAGCUUUCAGAUUUGUGCUUGACCGAGGUCACACCCGCGACAGAAGCUGGACGGGCGCAACAGCUGGACUCGAAGCUGGUGGGAUAUUUGCUACUGACUGGCAGGUGCUGCAUAGCCCCUGAGUCCAUCGCUGUCUUGGAGGAGGUCAUGGACACACGGUUCUAUCCUUGUAGCGCUCUGGACGUGCCCCGAAAUGGACAGACAGUGUGUCUACUUACCGGCAGAAUGCAUUCCGUUAGCUUGCGCACCAAGGUACCCUCCGUCAUUAACUGGGACGAUGACGCGCGUCUGAAAACCCCACCAGACAUAUCAGUAAAAUUUGUGAGCAUAGCGCAAGGUUGUUCAGGCGACCCAAUGGAAAUGUCCAUAACGGCACGGGUUCCGUCCAUGUCUCUCGUGACGGACCGGUUUGUCGGCCUCUUAGGUCUUUUGGCGAACGGCGUUUUGGAUGUAUGGUGUGUGGUUCCGUCUUAUUUACUUUACAAUCAAUGGUCAGAGGUUGAUGCGGCUGUCGUCCCGAGACAAGGGGCCUAUGACUUGUUUCUCGACAACUACGUUAAGCUCUUUCCCGGUCUACAUCCCUAUGUUGUAGAGCUUUUUUUGCUCUCGGUGGCGUGUUCAAUUAUUGAACAUGAGUCCAGUCGCGAGUCCAGUCGUGAGUCCAGUCGUGAGUCCAGUCGUGAGUCCAGUCGUGAGUCUGACCACGAGAUGACUGCAAUCAGCCGAAAACUUGUUCCUGUUGUCAGCAUUCAGCCUUUGAACGCGUCCUGUCAGGACGCGUUGAUAAAACUAGGGUCAUUGCUGGGCUGCCAUAACCCCGGUGGCUCAUCCCAUCCCAUCGGCUCAGCCCAUGGAAUUCUCACGUUUACAAAUCACUACAAGGAUGCCCAAAUCAUUGUCGGAGCCCAAAUCAUUGUCGGAGCCGGGGGGAACAUUGCGUUGAGUGUGCGUGACGACUUCUUCAGUGGGGGCGCAAUGAUCGUACUCGGACGAAUUGCCGAACGGACAUUAGUUGAUAUUAGCAUCCAAGCGGACUUUGAUGAAUGUUUGGAGCCAAGUAAGCAACUGGUGCCUGAUGUACGUUCAUUCGUCAACAUUAUGUUUCCUCACUUGACGGGGGCUAAUGUUCCAUCGGCCCCUGAAUGCCCUCGCUGGUCGCAAGAUGCCUAUAAGCGCUACUUGCUUUGUGGGAUCGCCGCGAUAAAGCCCUUGGUGGAGACAUUUACCAUGCUAAGGUGUGUCAGCGAAAUAUCUAAUGCGGAUGUAGACCACAUUUCUGCCCUGUGCCAGUCCCGACUGAGGCGCAAGAGACCAGCCGAGCAUCAACCGCUCCUGGAGGCCGUCGUCAAGGUAACCCAGCGCCGUAAACGGGGAACAAGCCUGGCCUCCGUUCUGACGUACUUCAAACAAGCACUCCACGGCAUUUCCCAAAUUGACGGGGAGCAACUAACGUUCAUUGCGGACCAGGUCGUGCAAGACUGCGGCACUAACAAGGUAAACGCCGCUGACUUGAUUGAGUAUGCCAAUGAUUCCGGCUUCAUUCUCAAACUAGGCAACGAUACCUACAAGGUGCCAUAA